Trypanosoma cruzi is the source of this 1404-nucleotide messenger RNA. RefSeq names its product retrotransposon hot spot (RHS) protein, putative. The coding region runs from base 1 to 1404 and encodes 467 amino acids. NCBI's taxonomy places the organism in Eukaryota, Euglenozoa, Kinetoplastea, Trypanosomatida, Trypanosomatidae. The record is from RefSeq and is a predicted model, not a curated record. The transcript has a single exon.
AUGCAGGCAUCCGAUCGUUAUGUGAUGAUGGAGAGGACUGUAAGGGAUGAAAUGGAUAUGGAAGAGGAUGUACACAAGCUUUACGAGAAUGGUGUGGACACUCUACUGAAUUGGUUGGUGGCUGCUGCGGAGGUAACGGCAAGUGUUCAUAAACUCACUAAACACUCAUUGGAUGCAGCCCUUCAGGAAGCGAGGAACCGAAUGACGACGAUUGCACCGAUGAAACUGGAGGGAUUGUACGAGUCUGUGUACAAUGCGAGUUGGCAUCAUGUCGUGGAAGUCCCUGGCGGCGAGGGGACUGAAAUGGAGGCGAAGGAGGGGAAACCGAAACACUCAUGGAAUUACAAGAAAGUUGGCGACACCUUCGAAGAGGAUGACGCUGUGCGGAAAUCCGGUGAGGAACCUCCCGUGUUGAUGGUGCUCACCUCGGACAAGGGAUGGCCGUACACGCUGAAUGCGCCGCAUGGGGCUGGUAAUGACUUCUUUAUUAACUGCGAGGUGGAGCGAGUGUGGCAGAUCGUCCUUGACGAUCUAACCAAGUGGUUCAGCAAUUUUGAUUUGACUCUCAAUUCUUCACCUUUGUCGCGUGUGUUGAUUGGGACGCCCGGGAUCGGGAAGUCGACGGCUGCCGGUUCGUACCUCCUUUACCAGCUGCUGCACUACGAUGUGGAGGAGCUCCAAGUUGUUGUCCACUGUUUUGGAGAAACGGCGUACGUGUUUGACAAAACCACCGAAACCGUGACAAGAUACGAGGGUAACAAAACAUCGAAGAGUGUUUUGUAUGGUUUGUGGCAGCGUGGGAUGAAAGGGUAUAUUAUUUACGAUGUGGCAAAGGAAGGAACACCGCCCGAAACAGGUUUUUUACCCCCAACCGGAUGGGGCAUGAUUGUGGUGUCAUCGCCAAAGGUAACCAACUAUGAUGAGUGGGAGAAGCAACUACAAGCCAGUCGAAUCAUCAUGAAUUGCCCCGACGAGAUGGAUGUGAGGGCGAUGUGUGCAUGGAUGAAGCGCGGUCUGGAACCAGAUGAGCAAGCGGGAUACUGGAAGAUGGUCGAAGAACGCAUGAAGAAAGUGGGGCCGAUUCCACGUCACAUCUUUGAUAAGAAAAUUUAUAUUGUUCGCUUGGGUGCCGUUAUUGGUGCCUUGCUAGCAAUCAAGGAUACUGAUGUUGGAAAGUACUUUACCCUGGGAGGAGAGGAAAAAUGGUAUUCCGAGGAUCCGUCUCACAAACUUGUGAAGAUUGUCCGGGAAAUAACAGUUGAAGGUGCUGAGAUAUUUCUGAACGCAUCGAUAUGUGCUGAUAUCGGGUUUCGAACUGCGGACCGUUUGGCAAAGGAAAUGGCUACGAAGGAUUUUUUGUUGCUAAUAUUCAGAUCGCGUGGUGCUCUGUUUCCCACGCUCUGA